CGCUUGCUCGCCUCGUCCGUCUCGGCAGCCGAUCCCCCGUGGCGUGUUUGUGAUUAUUUCGUUUGUUUACUCGUGAACUACGUGAGCGGCACAAUGAAGACUGCCAGAGCGAUCCCCGUGAAAAUAGAGACGACGAACGGCAAGUUCUCAGUCGGACGACGACGAAUGCGGGGCGAACAGAGGCGGCUCGGACGACUGCGACGACAAAGAGGAGUCGCCGCCGAACUCCAAGCUCAAAGGUGGGAAGCGCAAGCGGCAUUCUAACGGUGACGCUCCCGGCAGCAGCCAGCCCACUCUGACCGCGCUGUUCAGUAAAAUGGCAAAGCGUGUCAAAAGCGAGAACGGCGAACAAGCCGUGAGCAAGAAACCGCCCGCCGCCGAGGUGAGCUACACCCGUUGCUCUGAUUGCCGCCAGGUGCUCGACGCCGCCGAGUUGCGGCUGUUCGAGGGUGACCCCGCGGACGCCGUCGACGAGUUCACAGCGCUAACCGAUCCGCGGCUGAGCGUGUUCAAUGACGGCGAUGCCGUCGACGACGGAGGCGACGACGUCAUGGACACGCCGCAACACAAGCUCACUCAGUUCACCGUCUACGACCGCCACACGCAUCUGUGCCCCAUAGAUGCCGGCCUGAUCGAGCGAGACGUGGAGCUUUACUUCAGCGGAUACGUCAAGCCCAUUUACGACGAGGACCCUUCGCCCGAGAACGGUAUCUGCUGCAAGGCGAUGGGACCGAUCGGUGCGUGGUGGACCGCCGGUUUCGACGGUGGCGAGAAAGCCGUGAUCGGAUUCACGACUCCGUACGCCGACUACGUGCUCAUGGCGCCCAGCGAGCAGUACGCUCCUUUCAUCGACGCCAUCAAGGAGAAGAUCUACAUGAGUAAGCUAGUGAUCGAGACGCUCGUGAAGGAGCCGAACACGACGUACGAGGACCUGCUCAACAAACUCGAGCUGACGCCCCCGCCUCAGGGUAUCGCCAAGUUCACCGAAGAUGCCCUGCUUCGAAACGCCCAGUUCGUAGUCGACCAGGUGCAAAGUUUCGACGUCAGUGGAGACGAUGACGAGGCGCACCUGAUCGCGACCCCAUGCCUGCGGAGCGUGGUUCACCUGGCUGGAGUGACGUUGGGCCAGCGCCGAGCGAUGCGCCGUGGUCGACGCGAAGUGUUGCCCAAAAAGCCCGUCGGCACGCUGGCGACGACGACUCCGUUGGUGCGAGACGUCUUCGAAGUUCUCUUCCACGGCCAGAUCGACGACAAGGCUUCCAACACCGCCCGGCGCAAGCGGUGUGGAGUCUGCGAAGCCUGCCAGUCGGCCGACUGCGGCAAGUGUAAGGCCUGCAAGGACAUGGUAAAGUUUGGCGGCACUGGCCGUCAGAAACAGUGUUGCGUGGAGAGGCGUUGCCUCAACAAGGUCUUCCAGGAGGCGGAAGAAGACGACGGCGACACGGAAGAGAUGGAGGCCGAGCUCGACCGCAAGGCCGCGCAGGCAGAGGCUCCUUCCUCGACGCGCAAGACGGUGCGGCGCGGAGCCAGCGACGUCAGAUGGGCCGACGAUAAGCCAGUCGCAAAGCUCAACAAGAAGUUUUACUACUCGCGCGCCUUGGUCAACGACCAUGAACUGCGCUGGGGUGACUUCGUGCUCGUGACUCCCACGGAUCCCGGUACGCCUUUGGACGUGGCCCGAGUCGUGUACAUGUACGAAACCCCUUCGGGUGAGAAGAUGUUUCACGCGCAUUGGUUCUGGCGGGGUUCGGACACUGUUCUGGGUGAGUCAUCUGACCCUCGCGAGCUGUUUCUCGUCAAUGAAUGCGACAAUCAGAGCCUGAGUGCCGUGAGGGACCUCUGUACUGUAGUGCACAAACCGGCAGCUGAGGACUGGUUCUCACGUGGCGGCGUGCACUGUUUGGAGGACGAGUGCGUGCUGCAGGGUGAAGACGACGGCAGGUCGUUCUUCUAUCAGAAAGCCUACGAAGCGGAGCAUGCACGGUUCAUCGACCCGCCCGAACUGCCUUGUCCGGAGGAGUGUGACGUGACGCAAGCGUGUACGUCAUGUCGCCAUGCGGAAGCGCAGGAAAAACUGAAGACCCCCGUUCCCGGAGACAUCGUUGAGGAAGAGAACGGCAGGAUCUGUUAUUCGAGCAUCUCGUUCCAGGGCAAGUCCUUCUGCAUCGGCGAGUGUGUCUUCUUGGAGCCGGACGCUUUCGAAUUCGACUACCAGCCGGCUAAAAGCAAGAACAAGGUCAGCAUCAAAAAGGAAGAUGUAGACGAGGAGGUGUACCCGGAGUACUACCGCAAACGUUCAGAAUACAUUAAGGGAUCAAACGCCGACGUGCCCGAACCGUUCAAAAUUGGCAAGAUCUUGUCGAUUUACAAAAAAUCUAGCAGUGGCAAGUGCCAGCCCGAAAUGUUCAGACUUAGAGUCAAGAAGUUUUACCGCUCUGAGAACACGCAUCAGCCAAAACUGGAUGCCGACCUGUGCCUCUUGUACUACUCUGAAGAAGAAGCCGUCGUCGAGCUGAACCAGGUGUGCGGCAAGUGUUACGUCGUGUAUGGCGAGAACUUGGCCGAGGAAGUCGAAGACUAUCUUCGCCGAGGCCCCCACAGGUUCUACUUCACCGAAGCGUACGAAAGCAAGUCCGAGAGCUUCGUCGAGCCUUCGUCCAAGGCGCGCAUGAUGGGUUGUCUUGGCAAAGGAAAAGGUAAGAAAGGCAAGAGCUCGACCAAAACCAUUGCCAUCGAGCCACCGGAAGAGUUCUACGUUCCACAGCGCAAGCUGCGCAGCCUCGACGUUUUCGCGGGCUGCGGAGGCCUGUCUGAAGGGCUUCACCAGGCCGGCGUUAGUGAGACCUGCUGGGCCAUCGAGCGAGAGGAGCCCGCGGCCACAGCCUUCCGUCUCAACUUUCCCGACGCUACUAUCUUCACGGAUGACUGCAAUCGCCUGCUGCGGCUCGUCAUAGACGGCGAGACCGUCAACGAGCGGGGACAGUUGCUACCGCAGAAGGGAGACGUCGAGCUGCUCUGCGGAGGACCUCCGUGCCAGGGUUUCAGCGGCAUGAACCGCUUCAACUCGAGGCAGUACUCCCAGUUCAAGAACUCGCUAAUCGCCUCGUAUCUCAGCUACUGCGAGUACUACCGGCCUCGCUUCUUCCUGCUCGAGAAUGUGCGCAACUUCGUCUCCUUCAAGCGCAGCAUGGUCCUCAAGCUCACCCUGCGCUGCCUCAUCAGUAUGGGCUACCAGUGCACCUUCGGCGUGUUGCAGGCCGGCAACUAUGGAGUGCCACAGACGCGGAGGAGAGCAAUCAUCCUAGCAGCUGCCCCGGGAGAGAAGCUUCCGCUCUAUCCUGAACCGCAGCACGUGUUCGCUCCACGGGCCUGCCAGCUGACCGUCAUGGUGGAUGAGCGCAAGUAUCUGUCCAACUGCAAGUGGUCCUCGUCCGCUCCGCUUAGAACCAUCACCGUCCGCGACGCCAUGUCCGACUUGCCGGAGAUCCGUAAUGGUGCCAAGAUGAACGAAAUUCCUUACGGCGCCCAGGCCUUGACCCCGUUUCAGAAGGUGCUACGUGCCGGAGGCGCAGUGCUGCGUGAUCACGUCUGCAAGGAGAUGGCACCCUUGGUUGAGGCCCGGAUGCAGCACGUUCCCCUGGGUCCGGGCUCCGACUGGCGCGACCUGCCAAACAUCGUGGUGCGGCUCUCGGACGGCGUGACGUACACGAAGAAGCUUCGCUACACGCACCAUGACCCCAAGAACGGCAAGUCAUCGACAGGCGCCCUGCGAGGCGUCUGUCCAUGCGCAUCAGACAAGCCUUGCGAUCCUUUGUGCCGCCAGGACAAUACCUUGAUCCCAUGGUGCCUGCCUCACACUGGCAAUAGGCACAACCACUGGGCAGGGCUAUACGGUCGACUCGAGUGGGAUGGCUUCUUCAGCACGACGGUGACCAAUCCAGAGCCGAUGGGCAAGCAGGGAAGAGUCCUGCACCCCGAGCAGCACCGAGUAGUGAGCGUCAGGGAGUGCGCGAGGUCGCAGGGUUUCCCGGAUACUUACCGCUUCUUCGGCACCAUUCUGGACAGGCACCGCCAAGUGGGCAAUGCCGUGCCGCCGCCUAUGGCUCGAGCCAUCGGUCGCGAGAUCCUCAAAUGCCUUGCCGCUGAAGGGCAGGACAAUUGCAACUGACUCAGUAGCGCUGGAAUGUGGCAGUCAAAUGUGCCUUUGGGGUGAAUGUACCCUCCCUAAUGACUGAAAAGCUGUGUUCUCCUGGUCUUUACCAGUUUUUAUGUUAAUUACGGUUUAGCCGAUGCUUGUUUUUUAA
Rhipicephalus microplus (southern cattle tick) is the source of this 4304-nucleotide messenger RNA. Its product is annotated as DNA (cytosine-5)-methyltransferase 1 pseudogene. NCBI's taxonomy places the organism in Eukaryota, Metazoa, Arthropoda, Arachnida, Ixodida, Ixodidae. The record is from RefSeq and is a predicted model, not a curated record.